UAGAGACAGGUAGAGCACGGAUGAAGGUACCUGAUGAUGGCUCCGCCCCCAGCACUGGAGAGGACGGGGCCGAGAGCUGACAGGCCUCCGGAACACAGAGCAGCUUCAUGUGAGGUUAGACUUCAUGCUUGAUCCUUUGGUUGCAGUCAUCUCAUCUGGACUGAAGGACACAAGACCCGGAAUUAGUUGUUACUAGAUCUUCUCUACUGUGUUGCCUGAUUCUUCACGUCUACUAUGUGGCUUCAUUAGAUCAAUUUCACAAGAGGCACAUACAACGUUUAUAGAAGAUAACAACUUGUCAUCUUAUUGAAGACUGUUGUCAGUUUGGCUUAGAGAUCCUCGAGAGUUUGUUGUUGAGAACCUUAUAAUAAGUAUGUGAGACAUUGCUAUAAAAGACAAUGGUGUAAAGAUCCUUUUAAGUGUUUCUUGUUCAACAUUUUCACAUUGUUUAAUAGACAAAAUGAGUCUGGGAAGUCUUCCAGUGAUAAAAAACCUGGUUUCUCGAUCCAGGCGUGAACGGGUGCCACUGACAACAGAAAUGAUCAGUCCUCCUCUGGGUGACUUUCGGCACACAAUGCAUGUAGGACGAAAAGGAGAAGUCUUUGGGGACACCUCCUUUCUUAGCAACUGCCAUGAAAAACACAGACACACUCGUUGGAACUAUAUCACCAAAAAACUACGCCAAGCUCGAUGGAUGUCUCCUGAACCCCAAUCUCAAGGGCAUCCAAUAUUUCCCCCUCCACCUGUUUCUCCCAUUAUAAAAAAUUCAGUAUCUUUGCCAGUUAUCAGUAUGCAUCAUUGGGAUGAAGAGACAGACGGGAGCCCAGGAGAGGCCUGGAACUCUAUGGCAGAGUCACAUAGUCAUUAUGGACUAGAGUCUGGAUUUUGUACCAUGCCACGGCUCUCAUCCUCUGAGGAUCCAUCAGAGGACACCAAUUCUCAGAAACCUGAAGAAGACUGGGCCAGCUCUGGACUUCCAUAUACAGAGGAAAGCAGUGUUUGUACUGUUCCCUUGGAAUCUUUUGGCAGUCUAUAUCAUGCUGACUCCAUGCAAUCCUUGGUCAUGGACUUUGGCCCUUCACUUAUGACCGAAAUCCUAGAGGGUAUUAGCUUCUCGGAUACGCCAAAGAAAACAGAAGAAGCAAGCGUCCUACAGGAACAAAAUACAUUAUCAUCUAACCAUAGCCUGUCCAAUUUUAAUGUGACUUUGGACCAAAGGAAACCGGAAGCACAUCAAUUCCAUUGUGAUGUCCAAGGACCCAAAGGUCUUGUAAGUUGGGAACCAACCACUAUUGCCGAGGAAAUGGAGAUUGAUACAGACAGUGGGAUAACAGGAUCAGAACAGGGAAGUAGAGGUAUCACUGGGGAUCUAUAUGACUCUGGUGAUGGCUCUGAAAUAGAAAUGUAGGCAUUUCGAAACUCUUGGACAAGACAAGGCUUUGGGGAUCUUUACAUAAAUAUUCAGCAUUAUAUUUUUACCCAAUACAGUUACCAUUGUGAAUGCAUACACUAAUCUUUUUUUAUGAAUUGGAAUAAAACAUGUAUCCUAUGUAAUCUACAGCACAAGGCAUUAUGGUCACUCCACUCUGCAUUUCAUUGAAUAAGAACCAAAAAGGACAAUAUCUACCUGUAAGACUACAAAUUCUUCAGAUCAAGACCAUAUAAGAAGAAUUUGGUUUUCAUUUUUAAUACAUUAAAACACCUAGGUCAUUAAAAGAAUGCAAUAUUCUAUCUUUGUUGGAAGAACACCUUCAGCUUUAUUGUGUAGUUUAAUAGAUAAAAAUACAUAGGACAUUUACAAUCUUUACAUAGUAUGUAUAUGUGUAAGUCCAAUUACAAAAAAAGGUAUUGAAUGUUUAUGUUUCGCAAAAAUAAGUAAUUUGGAGGAGGAUACAAGUCUGCAGAGAGUCUUGAGUUAACAUGGCAGGAUGGAUGUUUGGUAUAAUAGCAGCUCAAUAAAUCAUAAGCUGUAGGAAGGCUACAAAGACACCAGUGAAUAGCAUGGAGCCCAUUUAACAUAGACCAAUUUUGUCUUUGGUUGAUUAGAUACAAAUUAUGAAUGUUCUCCGGAGAAGACAAUUUACUGUAAAUUGCCGAUAUUCAUCCUCAUAGAUGCUGAGGAGUCAGAGUUAUUUUCUCAAAGGAAUAAAGUGACAAAAACAAGAAUGAGCUAUGAAACUGCUGAAUGUAGACGUAAAAAAAGGGAUAUUUACUUGAACGAAAAUGGUUAUGUCAGAGUUAGAUGAAAGAGUCUUAAGAAAUUCCAUGUCAUUGAUGGUCUCAAUGUACAUCUACAGUAUGUAGAACAGUCAAAACAUUACAUCUGCCAAUAAAGGAAAUCUGUCAUCAGUAUCACCCGCACUGACUUGUUAUACAGGCUUGAAGUGCGGGAGACACUGAUCCAAAUGAUACUUACUUCGUCCC
Molecule: messenger RNA, 2424 nt
Organism: Hyla sarda
Lineage: Eukaryota; Metazoa; Chordata; Amphibia; Anura; Hylidae
Gene: CDC42EP1
Product: CDC42 effector protein 1
Exons: 3
Coding region: 461-1408 (315 amino acids)
Source: RefSeq, a predicted model, not a curated record